This is a messenger RNA of Thrips palmi, 643 nucleotides long. RefSeq lists its product as uncharacterized. Bases 1 to 432 code for a protein of 143 amino acids. NCBI's taxonomy places the organism in Eukaryota, Metazoa, Arthropoda, Insecta, Thysanoptera, Thripidae. The record is from RefSeq and is a predicted model, not a curated record. The transcript has 2 exons.
AUGGCGUUGCAGGCGCUGCGGCGGUGCCCCGGCCUCGGCGUCGUGCGGCUGGAGCGUUGCCGCGGCCCCGGGCCCGUGCUGCACUGCGGCACCUUCACGCCCAAGUCCGUCACCAUCCUGGACACGCCCGUCAGCAAGCAGCUCGUGGAGCUCCUGGCCAACGCGUGCCCGGGCAGCAGGCUGGAGGACUGCACGAUCACCAGCAACGUGGAGCAGGCGGCGGUGAUGUUCGCCAGCGUGCUCAAGAUGGCCCUGGUCGCGGACGGCAAGGUGCCCGAGCAGCUCAAGGCCCUCCAAGUGACCCUCCUGCCCCCCGGCCCCGCCGCGGACGCCAAGCCGGGAGUCUUGAAAUGGAAGAGGCUCGGACUCAAAGGCACAAUGUCGUACAACCGCGUCGAACUCACCGCUUUGUUCUCCAGAGUAAACGACUAAACAUAAACACGAUUCGGAGUCGUUUUUGUGACUCCCGGUGGGCCGGUCGGAUGGGCUGCCUACCUACACGGCGGCCUGUCACUCACACUUCCAGCUUCGGCAGGCACAAGCUUUCUGUCACCCAGUUCUAUUGUUUCAUGGCUUCAAAAGUUGCAGGCAUAUUUUACUCUAGGUACUAGACGCCGGUACCACUUUUACUUCGCCAAGGGUU